Molecule: messenger RNA, 1457 nt
Organism: Cervus elaphus (red deer)
Lineage: Eukaryota; Metazoa; Chordata; Mammalia; Artiodactyla; Cervidae
Gene: TMEM139
Product: transmembrane protein 139
Exons: 3
Coding region: 193-819 (208 amino acids)
Source: RefSeq, a predicted model, not a curated record
AGUUCAGCCUUGAGCAGAAAGGGAAGGAGGAAGCCUGUGCAGGAAUGUAGGGAUCUGGGCACAAAAGUGGGUGGAACCAGUGAGCUCCGCCCUGUCUCCUCCUCCCUCCUCCUCCCCCUGCCUCAACCUACUCACUGCCGAGCGCGCCGAGACAGGUGAGGAAGUCCUAGCGCAGGAGCCUGGGGAGGGGCCAUGGUGCCAGGCCAGCCGUGGGGGAAACUGGAGAAGCCGCUUCUCUUCCUGUGCUGCACCUCCUUCCUCCUGGGGCUGGCUUUGCUGGGGAUACGGCCGGACAUCGCCCCUGUGGCUUAUUUCUUUCUCAGCUUGGGUGGCUUCUUUUUGUUGGCCUGCCUCCUGGCCUGUGUUUUGGAAUGGGGGUCUCGAUCAGGGCAGACCGAGAGCCCAGGGGCCUCCAGCAAUGCACGGGACAAUGAAGCCUUUGAGGUGCCAACCUAUGUUGAAGCCACAGUGAUGGAGCCGCAGCCCCACCCCCAAGAGUUGGACCUACCACCCUCUUACAGCAGCGUUGUAAUCCCCCCAGGACUUGAGGAGGGACAGCCUAACCAUCCAGAGGAGCCCAGGAGAGCCAGAUUGGACAGGCGAGUGGGCUCAGAGGGGUCUGUGACCUCAGCAAGUCCUAGAAGACCUCCAAUCAGCCUGCGGCUUCGGUGGUCACGGACUGUGUCCACUGUUCCUGAUCUGCAGACCUUGUGGACGCCCCCCAGAUUGGAACCUCUGACUCCACCGCCUGCCUAUGAAGUCAGCUGUGGUCACUCUGAUGAUGAUGUUUUCUAUGGAAACAACUGGACACCCUCCUAAAGGACUUUCCGAGGACAUAUCAUCUUUCGGCACCAGACCCACUCAUUCUUUGGACCAUUGCCUCCCAGUGCCUGUCAUGUGUCAGGAACUGUCCCCCCACCUGGACAUCACACAUGCAGGAUUUGACCCAGAGAGGAGUCGGGCUGUGGUGAGCCCUGCCUGGUUUUGAGGUGGCCCAUCCCAAAGAUGCAGGUGGCACCAUUUGAGUCUUCAGGCAAUAUUCAGCAACCUACCCCAUAUCCAGAGUUAGAUUGAGGGUGAGAUGAGGAGGUGAUCCAGAGAAUCUAGGGAAAGAAGAAAAGAAACAAUAUCUGAGUGACAUUCUGAUGCUUCUGUUCCAGGUGCUUUGGCUCUAUUAGAUCACAAAAAUGAGGUGUUAUUGCCCUCAUUUAUUAAAUGAGGACCCUAAUGGUCAGAAAAAAAAUUGAUAAUUUGCACAGGAGCACUCUGCUAGUAAAUGACACAAAGUCUUGAACUUUGCUCUUCAGAUCUCAUUGCCUCUGUCUUUUCUUCUUUUUUUUUUUUUUUUUUUUUGAGUUGUUUUAUCUGGAACAAAAUGAAGAAUAUAGCCCAGGAGAUAGCAUUUCAAAUAGUUCUGAGAAACUGCUCCAAAGAGGUAGGGGGGUAAGGUCAGUAUG